This is a messenger RNA of Dinoponera quadriceps, 10017 nucleotides long. RefSeq names its product E3 SUMO-protein ligase RanBP2-like. Gene Ontology annotation, biological process: intracellular transport. The coding region runs from base 157 to 8808 and encodes 2883 amino acids. The record is from RefSeq and is a predicted model, not a curated record. Gene Ontology annotation, molecular function: GTPase activator activity; protein binding. Gene Ontology annotation, cellular component: nuclear pore; cytoplasm. The transcript is spliced from 13 exons. Lineage: Eukaryota; Metazoa; Arthropoda; Insecta; Hymenoptera; Formicidae.
UCGAGACGGUGUCGUUUUGAAAGAGACGUGCGUUGCGAUGUGACCGCUCCAAUCGUUGUAAACGCAUGAAGUGAUUCCCGAGAGAUACGCUAUUACUGAUUAUCGAGUGCUGACGAGGAACGAGGCCGUGUUAAACCGGCGGACCCGGCCGGCAGCAUGUUCCACACAAAGAAGGACGUCGAUCGGCAUGUGCAGCAGGUCUUCAGCAAACUGUGGAACCAGAACGAGAAAAACCUUCGUUCCUACAAUGUUGCCAAACUGUAUUAUCAAGUAGGUGAUUAUGAGUCUGCAAAGAGAUACGUGUCUAGCUACUUAGAGGUACGAGAUAAUUCUGCUAGCGCACACAAGUUACUGGGUCAGGCAUACGAGGCUCUAGGUCAAAAGGAAGCAGCUUUGAACGAGUAUAAAACAUCUCUUGAACUUGAAGCACGGCAGGAUGAUCUUGUUUUGAAAGUGUGCGAUUUACUGACUGACACAGAUGUAGGAAUGGAUGCCAAUAAAAUCAAGUAUUGGAUAGAACGGGCCGACAAACAUUUCCCGCAUCAUCCGGUGGUUUUUAAGUUGAAGGAAAAGUUAUUGACUGUGGACAGGCCGAACGGCCACAAUGAAGAUCUCGAGGCGCUCAUCAUAUCGGAAUUGAAUGCAAGACCGAAUGAUGUCCAGCUCCGUGUCAAAUUGCUGAAGCAUUACAUGUCAAAGCACAGAUAUGAAAACGCUUACGAACACGCCGCCAGUGUGGAAGCCACUCAUAGCUACAGGAACAGCAUCGUGUGGUAUCAAACGCUAUGCGAGUUACUGACAAAGUGUAAAGAAAGCAUAUAUUCCGAUUGGUCUUUCUGGGUACUCCUCAUUUCUUCCUUGGAAAGAUACGCAGCACUGUCUCUGAAGGAGCAGGGCAACGAAAUCAAGAAGAACGUUCCAGAAGCAACUCAAGCAGUAUUUAACUUUGACCAGAACCUGUACGAGUUGAAGGUAAAGAAUUUCUCCAAGCAUCAUGUCUUCGCAGAGCACAUGCUCACACAUAUGUGGGGUCAAUUGCACUUGCAUUUGGCAUGCUUGUUGCUACGCAAAACGAAACGGGAACAGGGCAGCUGGAGUGAAGCGGGCAGACUGUGCGCACCUCUGUUGUUAACCGCGCUACAAGUGACUCCUAUAGACCCCACUGCUACGUGGACUGUGCACAUAAAGGAUCCAUCUAAGAACCUAAUCAAUUUAUGGCACACAGAGGGCUCGUAUCGAUGCAGUCAAGCCGGCCACGUUCUUCAAGAUUACGCUAAAGAUAAUACAAAAAAACUAAUGGACAAGAUCGAUAAAUUUUGCACUGGGAAGUGGAGAGAACGUGUUUACCAGAGAAUUUUUGUAAGCAGGAUACACCUCGAUCACAUACGGAAAUCAUAUUUUUGCUAUCAUUCAGUACCUCACUCGCCUUUGCGCCUCUGCUCGCAAAAUGAGCUAAAACAUUACGACGAAGUUGCCGAACGAGUGUGGCCGGCUUCGUUGCAUCAUCAAGUCUGGCUCGGCAUACAGAGUCGUUCGCACCACUCGCCGAGCAAGGACGGCAGCCCGCAGCCGCACCGGCACUCCCACGUGUUCUCGGACCUGCAGUUCUCGGCGUACAACGUGAGUCAGGCCGCGCCGGACAGCCUGUGCCAGCUCGACGUCGACGCGUUCCUCAACGCGGCGAUACUCUGUUCGUCGGCGAUCGUGGAGGAGCAGCAGCUGAGCAGUUUCCUCAGUCCCGACCGGUUGCCGACUUUGCCGGCCGACCUGACGUCGACUUUCUGCACGUGUAACCAGGAGAAGUGGUGGUCCGCCGCUUACAGGAUGUACUCCAAGCAGAAAGACAUCGAGGGCGACAUCGGGCAGCUGAGACACGAGUUGCAGCAGGGUCUCGAGGUCGUCCGCUGCAUCGGCAAUCACGGCCUGCAUCCGGUGCUGCUGGUCCACCUGGCGCGCAUAUUCCAGUACCGCACGAAGGUGCUGAAGGAGAAGGACAAGGAGCACGGCGAUAUCUCGGCGUUGGAGGCGCGCGCCGAGCUCUACUGGAGCACCGCUGUGCCCCUGCUCGAGCGUCUGCAGAACAACCAGACGAUACGCAUGUCGGCGUCGAGGCUGUUCAACUACCAGGGCAAGGAUAUGAACAACAUCGAGCUGACCAACGCUCUCGAGGAGGGCAAGCUGCUGCUGGCCCAGAAGUUCGUGCGCGACAAGCAGUACGAGCAGGCGAUCGACGCGCUGCAGGCGCUCAAAUGCCCGGACGCGUCGUUCCAGCAGGCGCAGAUCUACAAGCUGUUCGCGGACGAGAUCGUCAACUCUAUGCCGCGCGAGAGCCUCACCUCGGAGAUGCGCUCCCAGCACAUCAUAAUGCUCUCGAAAGCGAGGAACUGCUACUACCUCACUCUCGACCGGCUGCGCAGCCCCGGCAUGAACCCGAAGCACCCGUUGAACUCGGAACUGGGCACUCACAUCGCCGACAUCGAGAACGAGCUGAAGAGGAUCGACCCGGACCUGGGCAGGAGCGACUUGAGUAGGAACGACUGCGACGGUAUGUCCGACGAGAGUUACUCGCCCGCUCACAGCGCCGUAGAUCAGACGGUCGCCAAUACGACCCUGCCGAACCUGACCGGACACAACAUCCUGAGCACGCCCCAGAGGAACACCCAACGCGCGCCCAAGCAGAGCAGCACGCCCUGCCGGCCGCUCCACCACGAUAUCUUGGAUCUGUCGCGUAAUCGCACCGAGGCGCGCCCGAGCCCGGAGCGCCUCGACGCGCAGAUACGUCAGAUCAUGCACUCGAGGGACAACGUGGUGCAGGAAUUGGUCGAGCAGAUGAAGGGCAUGACCGAUCACAUGAAGACGCUGACGGAGAAGAUGGAGGGCCUGAUGAAAGAGAUGGUGGAGUUGCGCAAAGACAAUCAGAAACAAUACCAGCAGCAGCAGCAGCACCAACGUGUACAGCAGCAGGUGAACAUGAACGCCAAUGUCGAGGACGACUUCUACGUCCUCGACAACGACGAGUACGCCGACUUGAACUACGCGAAUCAGUCCGGCCAAGCGGCGUCCGCGAUCUCCGGCAACAUGUUCACGCCGCCGCACCGCCAUCCCUAUUCAUCCCUAAUGUACCCCUCCGCGACCACGUUCCAAGGUUACUACCAGGGCGGGCUGCCCGGGUUCAGCGACCCGAACGCCCAGGCGAUACAGUCCCUGUACCCGCACAUGUACUCGAUGCCGAUAUAUCCGAACCGGUCGGCGAAGGUGCCGGAUAAUCUGCUCCAACAGGGCUACUUCGCGUCCCGACUGUCCGAUAUCAUGUCGAUACCGGCGACGAAUCCGCCGCCUACGCUGCAGAUGCCAUUGCAGAAGGUUGUCGAGCCGCCGCCGGUGAAGCCUCCCAGCGAGCCGAGCACGGCGACGACCGUCAUCAAGGACGCGCCGGUUAACAAGGCGCCGCCCGUCAACGUGGUGAUCACGACGUCCGACACGCUGCCGACCACGGUGCCGCUCGUGCAGCCGACCUUGAGCGUCACCAUACCGCCGCAGUAUCGACUGGGUGGCAUCGUCAGCACGACGAUCACGACGACGACGGAGUCGUCGUCCUCCUCCAACGCGCCUCACUGCUACCAGAUCUCCAUGCCGUCUCAGGCCACUAUACCGACCACCGUCAAUCUGCCGCCCCUGCUGCCCACGCUCACCACCACGCCGGCUGGUAUGCAGACCAUGCAGACCGCGGACUCGCACCGCAGCGGAUUGGCCGACAAGAGCGGGAUCUACGAGCCGGUCGAGUCGCCGAACACCUCGACGGAAGUGGAGCACGACCCGAUACCCGACUUCGUGCCGGUCAUACCGCUGCCGGCUGAGGUGAAGGUGACCACUGGCGAGGAGGACGAGGCCACGCUGUACUGCGGCCGCGCCAAACUCUUCCGCUUCGUCGACAAGGAGUGGAAGGAGCGCGGGGUCGGCUACGUGAAGCUGCUGCGGAACAUCGAGGGCAAGGUGCGCCUGCUGAUGCGCCGCGACCAGGUGCUGAAGAUCUGCGCGAACCACAUGCUGCGCCCGGACAUGGAGCUGACCGGCAUGGCGAACAACAACAAGGCCUGGUGCUGGGUGGCGAACGAUUUCGCCGACGAGGAGGUGAAGCUGGAGAAGCUCUGCAUCAAGUUCAAGACCGCGGAGGAAGCGUUGGCGUUCAAGGAAGCCUUCGACAAGGCCAGGCUCGGCCUGGCCGCGGCGAGCCUCCCCGUGUCUUCCGGCGAGAAGGACGCGCAGAAGCCGCAGGCUAAGAUCAGUCUGACCGCCGAAGCCGCUCCGGACAAGCCGAAGAGUGGCACGACCACUCUGGGAGGAUUCUCCUUCACCUCGAAGCCCAUCAUCCAGGAGGUCGGCGACACGACGGGCGAGUCGAAGAAGCCCGAUGAGGCGCCGAAGGUCAGCCCGUUCACCGGGUUCUACUUCACCAAGCCCACGACCACCGGCGCCGUUACCAGCGCCUCGACACCCUCCACCGGCUUCGUGUUCGCCACGACCGCGACUCCGGUCACGACCACGCCGUCCGACGUGACAGGCUCGGGCGCUGCGCCCGGCGCGUCGCCGAUAUUCACCGUCCACUCGGCCAACUUUGACCAGAACCCCAGCCUCAACACGCUGCUAAGGAGACCCCGCAUGCCGGCGCCCGGUGUCGCGAAGGUGGGCUCCCACCACGAGAGGGAAGUACGGCCGCAGGCCGAGAGCGAGCAGAAGCUGUUCGACGGCCAGGCGAGCCUCCAGUGUCAGAACAGCGACACCAAGCAGUGGGAGAACAAGGGCACCGGCUCGAUGAAGUUACUAUUGGACGUGAAGUCCGGCAAGCUUCGCUUGCUGAUGACGGACGAGAGUAACUCCAGGGUGAUCUACGGCUACGGUAUCCCGCGGGACACGUCCUUCACCUUCAAGACCGGCGCCACCGUCGUCAACUGGACCGCCCCGACGGACACGAAGAAGGAGCGCGCCAAGAUCCUGCUGUUCCACGCUGCGACCUUCAGCUCGACGGAGUUGGCCGCGCAGUUCUACGACCUCGUGUCCGGCUGCCAGCAGAAGCUGCAGAAGGGCUGCGGUCCGAGCGAGGUGGCGAAAGAAAUCGAGAAGAAGACGUCGAGCGAGGGCCAAAACCAUUCCGCGGACAAGUCGCAGCUCCCGUUGUCGGAGCUGUUCAAGCCUCCGAGCGGCUCUUGGGAGUGCAACGGCUGUUACACCCGGAACAACGCCAGCAGCGUCAAGUGCGCGGCCUGCGAAGCCCCGUCGCCCUCGGCCGCGGGCAAUAAGACUUCCGGCUUCAGCGCGGCUGCGAACAGUCAGCCCGCCAAACCGCCUUUAUCCGAGUUAUUCAAGCCGCCGGCGGGCUCUUGGAGCUGCCCAGGCUGUUACAUUGUCAAUUCCGGCGCGAACAUCUACUGCGUCGCCUGCGACCAGCCCAAGGACCCGUCGCAGCCGCCCAAGCCGCAGCAGAACGUCUUCCGGCUGGGCGGUUCUGUCGCGACCACCGCCGCCCCGAUGACCACGUUCACCUUCGGCAUACCGAAAGACGCCGCCAAGGAGACGACCGGCCCCACCACCACCACUAUGAUCACCACCACCACCACCACCACCGGCUUCACCUUCCGUAUGCCGAAGCCGGAGGACAAAGAUGCGAACGAGAGCGUGAAGAUCAUCCCGGCGAGCCCGCCGCAAGCCAAAGCCGAGGAGACGGCCGGCAGCUUCGUGUUCGGCGGAGUACCGGCGAUAGCCGGCACCACCCUGAACUCGACCCCCGACUCUUCACCGUUCACCUUCGGCACGCCCACCAAGUCCUACGGCUUCAACUUCACGGCGCGAGCAUCCUCGAAGUCGCCCGGCAGCGCCGGCGGCGAGAACAGCGAGGACGAGGUGGUGGAGAGCGACGACAUCCACUUCUCACCGAUCAUCCCGUUGCCGGAUAAGAUCGAGGUGAAGACCGGCGAGGAGAACGAGGCGGUGAUUUACAGCCACCGGGCGAAGCUCUUCAGGUUCGACAGCAGCGUGAAGGAGUGGAAGGAGCGCGGACUGGGCGACAUCAAAUUGCUGCGGCACAAGGAGACCGGCAAGUUGCGGCUCAUCAUGCGGCGGGACCACGUGCUGAAGCUCUGCCUGAACCAUCUGCUGUCCGCCGACCUGGAGUUCACGGCCAAGGACGAGAAGACCUGGUUGUGGAACGCCGCGGACUACAGCGAGGGUGAGAUCGAGUACAUGCAGUUCGCCUGUCGCUUCAAGACGUCCGAGAUCGCGGAGGGUUUCAAGAGGGCGAUCGACGACGCGAAGAAGGGCGCGAAGCCGGCCGCCGGCGGCGCUGAGAAGCUGGACAAGUCGAUGACGAAGGCGGUCGGCUCGCCGACGCGAGAGAUCGAGAUUCUUUAUGAGGCGAAGGUCACACCGGAGGAGAAGGCGGCCGCUCUGAAGCUCCAGCUGCCGGAGAACUUCUACGCCUACAAACUGAAGGAAGACUGCCCGGGCUGCAGAGGCUGCAGAAAGCCGAGCAUAGUCCUGUUCCCGGACGCCGCUUCGACGCAGUCGGACAAGCGGAGGACGGCAGAGGAGAAGAAGCCGGCGAACACCGUUGUGGGCUUGAAAGCCGGCCCGGGCGUGAUAAUAACUUCUUCAUCGUCCUCGUCGGCCGAGGCAAAGGGUAACGAGGCCGCCGGCCAAGCGACCAUCCAGUCCACCGUAAAGAACGGCUUCUCCUUCGCCAUGUCGUCCGCCGCGACGCUCAAGACGACGUCGACCCCGACGUUCGCCACGUCGAGCGUCUUCGACGGCUCCGCAAUGAGCUUCGGUACUGCCGAUUUGAAGCUGUUCAACGACAAGAGGUCCACCACCUUCUCGUUCGGUAUGAACCCUCAGUUCGGCGCCAACGAGACCGCAGCGGAGAAGACAACGAGCGCGCCGGCGGACAAGCAAAACGUCCCGCUGCUGGAGAACAUGAAGAUCUGCGGCCCGACGAGCAGCACCCCGAGCACGCAGACCGGCACGUCUCCCGUCGUGACCACCGGCCAGACGAUAUUUAGCCAGAGCACGGGGACCACGACGGGAUCCAUCUUCAAGGCGCCCGUAUUCACCUUUGACAGCGGCAAGAACAUGUUCGGCGGCACCGACAAGUUCAGCAACGCGAAAACGCCCCUCUUCGGUACAGGCGGUGACGGCAACUCCUUGUCGUUCGCCAACACUUUCAACACUUUGAAGACGAGCACGGCCGCCAGCACGACCAGCUCCGUCCCGAAGACAUCGGCCGGCGUCACCAGCACCUUCGCCACCACUGGCUCGUCGUUGUUUGGCUUGCCGCCCAUGCAGCCGAGUUCCAAGGCCAGCGACGUCACAGUCGCCGCCACCACCAUCACCACCACCACCACCGUCGCCGCCACCAUCAUGCCCGUCACCACGUCGGCGGUCGCAUUCGCCAUGUCUAAUCAGCCGAACAACACGAUAUUCAGCGCCAGCUCGAUCACGCCCUUCUCGAAGAUGGCGUUCGGCAACAGUUCGACUCCUCUGUUCGAUAGCGCCCCUACGGUGACGGCGACGCCGGCCGCGAAUGUCUUCGAGGCGAAACCCUCGGACAGCGGCCAGAAGGAAGAGGACAUCAACAGCUUCUUACCGUCGAACAACAUGACGUUCACGGCACUAGCCGCCAACGUGGCGCAGACGCAAGCCUUCAAGAAAGAUCCGAACUUCUCGUUCGCUGGCGCGGGAUCGUCGGUGUUCGGCUCGAAGUCCGCCGAAUCGCUGAGUAGCCCGAGAUCGGCUCAAGACAGCUCGAGAUCGACGCGCGAGGAUUCCAUGCGUAAAGACGACAACGAGGAGGACGAAGGCGGCGAAGACAAUGAGCAGGAGCACGAUCCUUACUUCGAGCCCAUCGUCCCGUUGCCGGACACCAUCGAAGUGAAGACCGGCGAAGAAGACGAGGAGAAAGUGUUCUGCCAAAGGGCCAAGCUGUACAGAUACGACAGCGCGACGAAGGAAUGGAAGGAGAGAGGCAUCGGCGAGAUGAAGGUCCUGCACCACCCCGGAUACGGCAGCUAUCGUCUGCUGAUGCGCCGGGAACAGGUGUAUAAGAUCGUGUGCAACUUCUUGAUCACGCCGGACGUGACGUUCCGGCCGCUCUCGUUGUCGCAGCAGGCCUGGAUGUGGGCUGGGAUGAACCACGCCCAGGAGGAAUCGUCCAUCGAGCAGUUGGCGGUGAAAUUCAAGUCGCCCGAAUUGGCCAAGCAGUUCAAGGAACUCAUCGAUAAGAUCCAGCAGGAGUUGCGCGAGAAGGAGGAGGCGCAAGGUGACAGGUGUGUCAAUGAGGAGGUGGGAGAUGAUGAACCCGACCGGGAUGUGGACGAGGAGGAGGAAGAGGAGGACGAUGAGGAGGAAGACGAAGACGAUGAGGAAGAAGAGGACGAGGACGAUCAGGAGAUGGUGCUUAUAAUAGAGAAACGCGCCACCGUGUUCGCCAGGUGGCCCAAUGAGACCAAGUGGGAGAUUGUAGGCCUAGGAAACUUGGCAAUCCAUUAUGAUUCCGAGAUCUACGCGGAGAGGAUCGUGCUCAAGCUCGACGACUCGCAAGAGUACGCGAGCAACACCAUCAUCAGUAUGGAAACAGUGAUGCAGGUGGAGGGCAAGGAAUGUAUCUGGAGUGGAAUCGAUUAUGCCCUAGUCCCGCCGGUAAGGAGAGUACUGAGAGCGGUCUUAUCAUCGAUGCAAGCCGCGCAAGAGAUGCAGAAGUUUUUCGAGGAGGGAUUGGUGAGCGCGAAACAAGCGGGUGUCGUCGAAUAUCACGAGUGAUGCUUAGAGUAAUGCUUAAGAAUUGACUGUUACUACACCAUUCAUUAGCGUCCUAUUUUAAUUAUAAAUGUAAACGGAUUGUUCUUUUGGCCGCUUCACUCGAAUGUAAGGAGAGACUGUACUCAUUGUUAGAUCUUUAUUGUCUUAUGUAUACAUAGUUUUUUUUUAUUUUUAAGUGGAUUUAUAAGAUGCGAGUUAGAAGAGUGAGUACAACAGAAUUGUCUUUAUAUUCGCGUAUAGACAAGCACGAAUUUCCGUAGUGGAUAAUUUAUUUGUGCUGUGUAAGACGAAGCGUUAACUAUUUAUAACAAUAGGACGGUAAAAGAAUAAUAGAAAAUCAAACGCCACGACUUUUACUUCAUUCAUUCUUUAUAUAAGUAUACGUCUUUGGAAAAGGGAGGUCUUUGGAGAAGAAAAGAAACUAACAUGUGCCAACUGUGGAAACGCUUUCUACUUCGCAUUGAAAACAUUAUCUCGUAACUGUAAUUGAUAACUGUUAAAGUAGUCGAUAAUUAUCUCAGAAUUAUAUUUUCAAAUGGACAUAUUGAUGCAUUAUCAUCUGUGAGAAACACGUGUUAUAUAUAUAGACAUAUAUGUUUGCAAUGUGACUCUUGAUAUAUUAGCACAAAUACAUAUUGAUGACUUUUUCCACAUUGUAAUUUCAGUGUAAUCUUAAGCUUCACAAGACGUCGGUCGGGAUUAUAAAGUUCUGAAAUUACUGCAGCAAAUAAUAAUUAUUGUAAAUAUUAAGUGAUGCGAUCUUAUUUAUGGUUAAAGCAAGUAUCAAAUUGUUACACCGAAAUAGAGAAAUAGAAAUAUUCGAAUACGAAGAAAGCAUAGUCACUAAAUAAUAAAUAAUAAAUUGACAUCGUGCGUAACGUUAAUAAUUCAUUAGCAAAUUUUCAAUUACGUAAAUUUUUUCUAAGAGAAAGGUAAGUGGUGUCACCAGGGGAUUAGUUUAUCGUUCAAAAUACACUUAUUCGUUUGUAUUCAAAAACGAUAUACAGUUAUUGGAACAUUAGUGACUUAAUUACACUGCGUGUUUUAUAUGUAAUCUGAUUAUUCAACUCUGUUACGAUAAAUAUUUAAAGUAAGAUAAACUUGUGUGCUUAGAUUUAAAGUGAUGAAAAUGCUAAGAAUUGCGGCAAUUCCAACCUACGCCCAACACGGUGUAUUGUAAAAUAUAUAUGAUAUAUCCGAAAAUAUUAA